Molecule: messenger RNA, 1968 nt
Organism: Zonotrichia albicollis (white-throated sparrow)
Lineage: Eukaryota; Metazoa; Chordata; Aves; Passeriformes; Passerellidae
Source: RefSeq, a predicted model, not a curated record
AUGCCCAAAGACUAUCAGGAGGUCUACAGAGGGACAAAAAAUGAUGUCAAAGAGAUCCCAAAGAUUGCAAAGCCCUUUGUUUCUGAGAUGAUCUUUGUGCAAACCAGCAUCACUUCUAUAAGUAAAAGUGCCUUCAGGUACAUGCCCAACCUAACCAAGAUUUUGUUCAUUGGCAACAAGAUCAAGACUGUUGAACCUGGAGCCUUUGAUAAUUUGGACAAGUUGAGGGACUUGGACAUCUCUGGUGCCUCAUUAGAAAAACUAUCUGUGGGCACUUUCCGAAACCUCCCAAGUUUACAGAGGCUGGAGCUGAGAGACAGCCAGCUCAGAUCCAUCCCCAAAGGCCUGUUUGAUGGCCUGGAAAGUUUGGGGGAGCUCUCCCUGCACAUCAAUGCAAUUCCUUCUCUUCCAGAAGGCAUUUUUGAUUCUCUUGUCAAUCUAACUUUUUUGGACCUGUCUAGAAACAGGAUCACAGCUCUUCCUGUGAAUGCCUUUAGCAAACUCACCCAGCUGCAAGUCCUCCGGCUGUAUGAGAACGAGUUGCAGGAGCUCCCAGAGGGACUGCUAGACAGUCAGCUGGAGCUGCUGGAGCUCAGCCUCCAGAGGAACAGGCUCAGGGCGCUGCCCCCCAUGAUUCUGAGGAGCCUGCCUCACCUGGAGAAACUCCUCUUGGACAACAACCUCAUCAGGGUUCUCCCACCUCAGAGCUUUUUUGGUUUAAACAAACUGAAGUUGCUGACUCUGGGCUCAAACCAUAUUAUGGAGCUCCCCUGCUGCCUUUUUGACAUCAUGCCACACUUGAGGGAGUUGGAUCUGGGCAGGAACAGUUUGGCCACACUUCCAGAGGGCGUCUUUGUCAACCUCACAUCCCUUGGCAAGCUCAUCUUGUCCCACAACCAGCUCUCAGCCCUGCCAAGAGGGGUCUUCACUGGGCUCAGCAAGCUCUCGGACCUCCAGCUGGACACAAAUCAGCUCUCUGCUCUGGAUGAAGAGGUCUUUGCUUCUCUCCCAAAUCUGAAAACCCUCAAUCUUCGAAAGAACCAGCUGGAAAGUGUUCCUCAAGGGCUCCUAGACCCUCUGAAGAAGCUCAGCUCGGUGUAUCUGAGUGGUAACCCCUGGAAAUGUGACUGUAACCUCUGCUACCUGCACCGCUGGAUUCUAGGCAACAGGGAGAAGGUCAAAUUGUCCACCCAAGUCUCCUGCAAGAGCCCACCCCAAGUGGCAGGGCAAGAAGUAACAUUGCUGAGGGACGAACACCUGAUUUGCCCAGGUACUCUGCCAUUUAACUCCACACCAUCACAAAAGACAUCAACAUUCCUGUCACGUGGAGCUGUGUCCACAGCAGCUCCAGCCAUGCUGUCACUGGCAUCCUUACCCAUCAGGACACUGCCAACCCCUCUUCCACCUGUGGUCACCUCUGCUGUGUUGCCAACUGUGCCCAUGGAGGUUGUCUUCACCACUCUGUCACCAACCAAGCCAUCUGAGAUCUUUGUCACCAUCCCAACACCAGCUGUGCUGCAGAAGGCUUUCAGCACCAACCCAUCAACAGCCAAUAAGCCCAAGACCUCCAGCACCACACCAUCAACAGCCAUUGUGGCAAAGUCCUUCAUCAGCACCCCAUCACCAGCUGUGCUGCCGAAGGCCUCCAUCACCAAGCCAUCAACAACCACUGUGCCCAGGUCCUUCAUCACCACACCAUCACCAAAAGUCUUCAUCACCACCUCAUCACCACCUGUGCUGCCAGACACCUCCAUUACCACCUCAUCACCCACUGUGCUGCCAAAGGCCUCCACUGUCACACCAUCAUCAUCAGCUGAGGUGCCCAAGGCUUCCAUCACCACCCCAUCACCAGCUGUUUCAACUUCAGCCAUUGACACCCGCCACCCCCCCGGGCCACCCGUGAGGCUGCUGAGCCUUCAGGCUCUGGCUGCUCCGGGGAUCCCUGAGCCAGCCCCGGUGCCACCUUGA